Scophthalmus maximus (turbot) is the source of this 5731-nucleotide messenger RNA. RefSeq names its product ADAM metallopeptidase domain 12b (gene adam12b). Gene Ontology annotation, molecular function: metalloendopeptidase activity. The record is from RefSeq and is a predicted model, not a curated record. Bases 1052 to 3985 code for a protein of 977 amino acids. Lineage: Eukaryota; Metazoa; Chordata; Actinopteri; Pleuronectiformes; Scophthalmidae. Gene Ontology annotation, biological process: proteolysis. The transcript has 23 exons.
UUUCAAUGAAGUAAGACUUUUGCCCAUAUCAUGCCAGCAAUCUGCUAAUGUAUGCUGUUUGGUUACUUGAUGAUUUAUUUUUUUAUUAUUAUUAUUAUUAUUAUUAUUAUUAUAAUCAAUAUUUUUAGGCACACAGAAUAAGGUUAAAUGACAAGAAGCAUCAUAGAGUUUGACAGCCUAAUGCUGCUAAAUGAUCAGGGUGUCAAUUCCAUGCUCACACAACAAAAGGCUCAGAUGACGCCAAAAUGGCGAAUUCCGUAAGUGUCUGACAAAUACUUCGAAUUUACGGAAAGGGUAAUUUCACCACCACUGGGAAGGCAAAUAUCGAUUCCUAUUGAAAAAUUCUUCAACCACCCCCCCAAAACAUAGAGAAAUAUGAAUUAAUAAACACUACAUUUUGGGACUACAACUCCAUAGGCCCCAAUUCAUUCCACUUGAUCAGGUUUGCGCCCCCUAACGCAACCCAGAAAGACGUCACCAUCGACCUCUGAAAAUGAUCCGACUAUGGUGCAUUUUACAUACCUCUUGCUUUGAGUUAGGGUUAGGUUACUUGUUUGGUUUUUUUGGGUUUCACUGAAUCCUGUCUAAAAGAUUUGAAUUAAACCGCGGACUGAAUCGAAUUGUCCCGGCUCUAGGACCCAGCGCAGACCGGGGCGCACAUGGCAAAGCGUGGCCGCCGUGGUUCGGGAGGGGACGGCCAGGUCCGUCCCCACCGCUCCUCCACAUCCUCCCAUGCUGUCCGCUCCGCCGCUCCCCGCCGCGGCCCGUCACCGCUCCCUGCAGCUCCGCGCGCGGACCCCUUUGCCUGACACAUGCACUUGUACGCGCGUCCGCGGGCCGUCUCCGGUCACACGGCCGGUGUUGCGGGCAAAAGUUUUUGACAGCUCCUUCCCCCGGAGUGGGACAUUCCCUCUGGAGUCUCGUCUUGCGCUGGAGCCCUUUGUUGUUGUUGUUGUUGUUGUUGUUGUUGUAGUUUAGUCCGCCCUCGCCACAUUACAGCGGACUGCUCCGGUCUCCGUCCCGUGGAAAGGGUCUCAACCCCCGAGGAGCGAUGACGAGAGCCUGGAGGCGGAGGGGGGACUUCGCCUGUCUGAUCUUCGCUCUGCGCUGCUGGUGCCUGUCGGCGGCGACGGGGAACGCCGACAACGCGCCUUCCGACACACGGGGAGGUAGUCCAGACAAGGGUGAACAGCGAGGGACCACCAUACCUCUGCUGCUCAAGGGCAAGGAGCGCAGACCUCUCAGCCAGCUCACAGCCGGGAGUUACCCUGCGUCACUCCAGCUGCUGGUACGUGCGGAAGGUGAACAGCUGAUCCUGUUGUUGGAGAAAAAUGAGGGUCUUUUUGCAAGCCAUUACACUGAGACACAUUACGGAGAGGAUGGAAGUGCAGUCACCGGUGCUCACAACUUCACGAAUAACUGCUACUACCAUGGGGAAGUGCAGGCGUAUCCAAACUCUGAUGUAACCCUCAGCGCCUGCUCAGGCCUUCGAGGUUUCAUUGCACUUGAAAACAAGACAUUCAUCAUUGAGCCGGCGUCUGGCCAAGACGACGGUUCCCACUUCAUCUACCGAGUGGAAGAACUCAGACUUACCCCAGGAGCCUGCGGCCAUGGCUUCAACAUGUCGUCUGUUGCUCCUGAAAACCACAUCAAAAGCCCCUUCCAAUCCUUCCAUACAAGGCAUAAAAGGCAUGCUCAGAAGACAACAAAAUACGUUGAGCUGAUCAUCGUCGCAGACAACAGAGAGUUUCAGAAACAGGGGAAGGACGUGGACAAGGUGAAACAGAGACUGGCAGAGAUAGCCAAUUAUGUGGACAAGUUCUACAGGGCCCUGAACAUCCGUGUGGCCCUGGUGGGUCUGGAGGUUUGGAGCGACUCCGACAAAUGUCCCGUCACCCAGGAUCCCUUCACCACCCUGCACGAGUUCCUCGACUGGAGGAAAAUCAAACUGCUGCCACAGAAACCCCACGACAACGCUCAGCUGAUAAGCGGGGUUUACUUCCAGGGCACCACCAUCGGCAUGGCACCCAUUAUGAGCAUGUGCACAGUGGAGCAGUCUGGAGGCAUUGUCAUGGAUCACUCUGAGAACCCGCUGGGCGCAGCCGUGACUUUGGCACACGAACUGGGACACAAUUUUGGCAUGAACCACGACACCCCAGAGCGCGGCUGUGGCUGCAGGAUGACCGUCGAUCGUGGAGGCUGCAUCAUGACCCCCUCCACUGGGUAUCCAUUCCCCACCGUGUUCAGUACAUGCAGUAAGAAGGACCUUGCUGCCAGUCUGGAGAAAGGAGUGGGCAUGUGUCUGUACAACAUGCCCGAGGUCAAGGUUCUCUACGGCGGACAAAAGUGCGGCAACGGCUACGUGGAGGAGGGAGAGGAGUGUGACUGUGGGGAGCCAGAGGAAUGCAUGAACCCAUGCUGCAACGCCACCACAUGCACCCUCAAGGGAGGUGCCGUGUGCGCCCACGGACAAUGCUGUGAAGACUGCAAGCUGAAGGUGGCUGGCACCCUCUGUCGAGAGUCCAGUAACUCUUGUGACCUGCCAGAGUUCUGUACUGGUGCCAACCCUCACUGCCCUGCCAACGUUUAUCUGCAUGAUGGGCACGCCUGCCACACCGUCGAAGGCUACUGCUACAAUGGCAUCUGCCAGACUCAUGAGCAACAAUGCAUCACCUUGUGGGGACCAGGUGCCAAGCCUGCCCCUGGGAUCUGCUUUGAGCGAGUGAACUCAGCAGGGGAUCCUUACGGGAACUGUGGGAAGGACUCCAAAGGCUCCUUUGCCAAAUGUGAUGCGAGGGAUGCAAAAUGUGGUAAAAUUCAGUGCCAAGGAGGAGCUAACCGGCCAGUGAUCGGAACAAAUGCCGUUUCCAUUGAAACCAACAUCCCGCUGCAGGAAGGAGGGCGUAUUCUGUGUCGAGGGACACAUGUGUACCUGGGGGAUGACAUGCCUGACCCUGGACUGGUUCUGGCUGGUACAAAGUGUGGCAACGGCAUGGUGUGCCUGAAUCGGCAGUGCCAGAAUGUCAGUGUCUUCGAUGUGCAUGAGUGCUCUGGGAAGUGCAGUGGACGUGGGGUGUGCAACAACAAGAACAACUGCCACUGUGAAGCACACUGGGCCCCUCCGUUCUGUGAGAAGAGCGGCUUCGGUGGGAGCAUUGACAGUGGGCCAAUGAGGCUGGCAGAUGUGCGUAUGUGUGUAUUAAUGUGCGUGUUGUCAUAUGUGGCAUCAGCCGACAGCAUGGUCAUUACUGUGGCAAUCCUGGUCGCCCUGGUCAGCCUCCUGGUAGCCACCUUGAUCGUCUUUCUGAAGAGGAAAUCUCUGCUUCGACUCCUCUUCACCAAUAAGAAGAGCACGUUGGAGAAACUCAGAUCUGUGGAGGUCAACAGGCCAAACAGCCCCAUCAGGACUCAGUCCAUGUACAGGCCCACCCCUCAACGCAAAGCUCCACCCAAACCCUCUGGAGCCAGCAUUUAUAAGCCGUCUCUCCUGAGCGCGGAGCCACUCCUGCCUCCGCACAACUUCCACUCCCACAGCCUGCGCAGACUGCCCCUCUACCGGCCCCUGCACAUCAGCCAGCCCAUGCCGGUGUCUCUGAGCGUGGGCCAGCCCACCUUGCCUCCUCUCCCAGCCCACCACAGGCUCCUGCCGGCCCACGCCUCCCUCUCACCGCCACGAGUGCCACCUUUUCUCAGUCUGCCUCGCCGGCAGUCAUGGUGCAGAGCAGACCAGGACUUUGAGAAGCCCAGUCCACCGCAGAAACCUCUCCCUGCAGACCCUCUCGGCAGGAGCUCUCGGAUGGGUCACAGUGUCACGGCAGGGGGGGUCCGCAUACCAGGCACUGGACCCCUUCCCAUACCUAUCCCCACUGUGCCCAGGCCUCCACCGACCAUCCCUUUACCCAGCAGGUCAGUGGUGCAUGACAGGAAUCACAGACCGGUGCCGGUGUUGCCCUACAGACCACCAAAGACUCAUAAGGACUGCUGAGCUACUGACGUCAUGGACGAGAUCAUCGUUCCACAGAUGGACUUUCUUGAUUUGCACUAAUGACUGAGACUCUGUUAAGACCUUUGGGACAGUUGGAAGCGUCACAGAGAUUCCGUCGAAAGGGGGCUAACGUCACACCUCGGUGCUACACCUCUAAAAGGUGCUUUGUUGUCCUCGCUCAGGUACCAAUGAACUAUUUAUCUAUUUAAAUAUUUAACUUCAGUAUCAACGGCUCAUGCACAAGGAUCACAUUUCCCUCUUGGAAAAGUCUAGAAAAGAAAGAAACAUGGUGUCAUUUCGGAUAUUUCUUUUGCAUUCUUGGGUGAUUUUUAUACAUUUUUUUCUCAAAUGAAAUGCUGAAAUAUAUAUUGUGUUUUUUAUAUUCAUUGAAGUUGCUUGAAUGACAGAAGUCUUGGUGUCGGGAUUUAAACAAGGAUAAAAGGACAUGGAGCACAACUCAGCAAGUUGUCAGCGUAGCUUGUGGCCGAUAGAGCAGUCAUUUUAGUUUUACAUAUUUUUAUGAUGUAUUCAGUAAUGAAUACAUCUGUUAUAUUAAUAUAACCAUGGUGCUAAAAAGUAGAUAUUAAUCAAAUCCUUUUUUCCUGACAUACAAUGUAACAUAAAACAGUUACAACCGCUUUUCUAGAUGCAUCAUCUUAAAGCUGGAUUGAAUUAGGAGAAAAAAGCUUUGGACUACAGCUUUAUUGUUGGAUCAACCUGAUAGGCUUCAUCACACAGUCUCACUCAUUCUCCUUCAUUUCCUUAUAAGUUCACUCUCGCAGUGAAGUGACGAAAAGGAAAAGCUCUUUUCACACGUCGCCGACUGGCUCUGACAUACCUCAUGUGUUGGCUGCUCGGCGUGUUCUCCCGAUGCUGGCAGACACUGCACGGCCUCAACAGAUUGUGCGCCAGAGAAUUACACCAACACCAAAUAAUUCGUAACAUUAAAUCUGGUGUUUGUAUUUUUAAUGUUCGCACCCACUUUGUGCUUGAUUGCGCGAGCCAAGUUGGAUGAGGUCAGCGCUUACAGCUUUCCCAAACUUCUCCUUGACCGCGUCCAACAAGAUGCUUCACCGUACCCGUCCCGUCGUCUACUCUCCGCCCUUGGCCGUGGAGAAGUCCGCAUGAAGUCUGUGCGACUCUGUUGUUCUUGAACUCUGAGUGAGGCACUUUCCCUUAUGUCGUGUUUGUUGUUGACCUGCUGUUAUACAAGGAGGGAUUCAACUGUUGAAGACUUCGCAGUGCAGUUCUUUCCCCAGUGUCAGUGUUCAUUUUGGGAUUUUGCAUACCUGUGUUGCAUUAGUGUCCAAGUAAAUGCUUUUUCUUGGUUUUGGAAGUGCACAUGUGUUCAAUGGUCGGAGCAACUGCUCUCAGUUGGAAAAUAUUUGUGAGUGCCGUGUCAGUUAGUCGUUAAUUGUUAAUGCCAUUUGUAAAUCCCAAAUGUACUGUGUUUAUUUGCAUAACUGUAACCAUGUUUAAAAGCCAUUGUAAAGUGUAAAUAUUGUAAGUCGGUAAUCAUUUCUCUUCUUUUUAUGUUUCUUUUUACAAGCACAGUGGUGUAAGAACCGCGAUGAAGCCCCGAACCAUUUACAAUAGGUGGUGAAAACAUGAGAACAUGAACUUCUUUUUUUUUAAAUGUUGCCCCAUGACUUGUUGGCCAGAGACAAAUGUUUCAGGAUCACAUUCAGACUGAGCGAUUUGAUUGAAGUCAGAUCCAAAUAAAACUGCCUUUAUGACUGUUUGUAA